AUGUCUAAUUCGACCCCAAACACGCGUGGUCGUCGGUCGCCUUUUACCCCAGCCGGAGAGACCAAAUUGACCGGGCUUCAACGCCUUCCCAGCCAUACACGCUACCCACUUACGCCCAGUCGGCUUGUCACCGCAACCACCCCGGGCACCCAGCGGUCGGCUUCUCGAUACACACCUCGUGCCAGGGGUGCGGGGGCACCAUCAACUCCGCAUGGGCUGCGCGCCCGUCAACAGCGUGCUGCGAAUACCCCUGGCCGAGAUCGCAGACGUAGUGGCCGUGCGCAACGGGAGACGACCUUUGAUAUCUUGAGAAAUCUUGGCAGAGCGCUUGCGCCUGUAUCUCAGCCUAUUCAGUCUUCGCCUCAGGAGCAGCCAGAGCCCGAAGAGGAGCCUGUCGAUGAGUUCGAACAACUUGAUAAUGAACCAGUCAUUGAACCCCCACGAUUAUCUCUUCCUAUCCAACCGUCCUCUGAAGAAGGCGACGAGGCAAGUCCUGAAAUGCGCCCACCAAGGAUGUCAUUGGCGCUUGGGGAGGAGGACAUGGACAUGACAUAUCAAUCUGUCGAAUACCCUCGCCGAGAGACAAGCAUCAGAGAUCGAGAGCGUCUGUCAAUGAUGAGUCGGGCUACCGGCAGAAUCAGUGGUGAUUUUGAGGAGACACGAUUGGAAAGUGAUGAUGCUGAAGAAACGGGCAUUAUGGGUGGUGCCGAAGAAGACACCAUGAUGAGUGGUGGAGACUUUGAUCGGGGGGGAGAGACCGAAGAUCUCGGCCGGUUUCACUUUGACCUUAACUUCCCAUCUCCUGUCGCAGCUCCGAUUGAUGAUCCAAUUGACGGAGGUGACGAUAUGGAAGACUUUGCGCUGUCUACCGCAGAUAUUCAGCCUGCGCCAGUUGAAUCAGAUGAUGACGCUGGUGGUGAUUUCGGAUUUGGAAUCGAGUUCCCGCCGGCGGCAUCUCUCAGCAUGAGCCCUGGAAUUGUGGGAGGAGGCCUGCGAGACCAGGAAGCCCCAGUGCAGAGCAAGCAAAAGCAGAUCUCACGCCACGGGAUUCCUAUCCCAAACUUGCCUGCGGGCAUUGUCAAAAAGCUAGCCGCACGCUUCGCUCGUCCAAAAGCCGGUUCCAAAGCCAAGAUCAACAAGGCUACACUGAGCGCGAUCGAGCAAGCAUCAUCGUGGUACUUUGAGCAGGCGAGCCAGGACUUGGCUGCUUAUUCAAAGCACGCAGGACGCAAGACCAUUGACGAGAGCGACGUGAUCACAUUGUUGAAACGACAACGUCAAAUCAACAAAUCGACGACAGUGUUUUCCCUCGCCCAAAAACAUCUACCCAAGGAGCUCCAGCAGGACAUGAGACUGGCCAUGCCACCAUGA
Messenger RNA from Penicillium salamii, 1371 nucleotides. The record is from the annotation of a GenBank genome assembly. NCBI's taxonomy places the organism in Eukaryota, Fungi, Ascomycota, Eurotiomycetes, Eurotiales, Aspergillaceae.